This is a messenger RNA of Purpureocillium lilacinum, 1527 nucleotides long. RefSeq lists its product as uncharacterized. Gene Ontology annotation, molecular function: homoserine O-acetyltransferase activity; L-serine O-acetyltransferase activity. Gene Ontology annotation, biological process: L-homoserine metabolic process. NCBI's taxonomy places the organism in Eukaryota, Fungi, Ascomycota, Sordariomycetes, Hypocreales, Ophiocordycipitaceae. Gene Ontology annotation, cellular component: mitochondrion. The record is from RefSeq and is a predicted model, not a curated record.
AUGGCGUCUUCGCGGUCACUGGCGGCGCCGGCCCGCCGGUUGACGAGGUCGCUGGCCGCAGCAACGCCUGCGAGGGCGGGCUUCGCGGCGGCGGCUCCUCGCUGCUUCCACGCCGCCCCAGCCCGACGGUCCGGCGCAUCGCCAUCCAACCCGGCCAUGGCCUUUCCCUGCCUCGACGCCAUGGAGACGCGCUCUCAGACGCUCCAGGCUGGCAGGUCGUCGUCGUCGUCCGGGUCCGGGCCCGAACCCUCGUACACGUCGGGCGCGACCCAGACCUACCACUGCAAGGAGCCCCUGGAGCUGGACUGGGGCGGCGUCUUGCCCGAGUUUACCAUCGCCUACGAGUCCUGGGGCGAGAUGAACGCCGACAAGUCCAACGUAAUUCUCUUGCACACGGGCUUGUCGGCGUCUUCACACGCCCACUCGACGGCCGCGAACCCGCAGCCCGGCUGGUGGGAAAAGUUCAUCGGCCCUGGCGGGCCCCUCGACACGGACAAGUACCACGUCAUCUGCACAAAUGUCAUCGGCGGCUGCUACGGCUCGACAGGCCCCAGCAGUAUCGACCCGGCCAACGGCGAGCGCUAUGCCACGCGCUUCCCCGUCCUGACCAUGCAGGACAUGGUGCGCGCCCAGUUCCGCCUCCUCGACGGGCUCGGCGUCGAUCGCCUCUACGCCAGCGUCGGCUCCAGCAUGGGCGGCAUGCAGUCGCUCGCCGCCGGUGUGCUCUUCCCGUCGCGCGUCGGCCGCAUCGCCUCCAUCAGCGGCUGCGCACGCAGCCACCCCUACAGCAUUGCCAUGCGCCACACCCAGCGCCAGGUGCUCAUGAUGGACCCCAACUGGAACCGCGGCUUCUACUACGACAAGAUCCCGCCUCACGCCGGCAUGAAGCUCGCCCGCGAGAUCGCCACUGUCACCUACCGCUCCGGCCCUGAGUGGGAGCAGCGCUUCGGCAGGCGGCGGGCCGACCCCAGCAAGCCCCCGGCCCUGUGCCCGGACUUUCUCAUCGAGACGUACCUCGACCACGCCGGCGAGAAGUGGUGCCUUACGUACGAUCCCAACAGCCUGCUCUACGUGAGCAAGGCCAUGGAUCUGUUCGACCUGGGACGUGAGAACCAGGUCGCCGCCCAGGCCCGCCGCGCCGCCCGCCAGCGCGACAUCGCGGCCGGUGCCUGCACGCCCGCCGAUGCGCAGUGCAACCUGACGCUGCCCGCCACACCGUACGAGGAGCAGCCCGGGUCGCAGGUCGACGCUGACGGGCCCAUCGGACCGUCUUCGUCGCGCCCACCCUACGACCUGGUGCUCGGCCUCGCCCCCUUGCGGGACAUCCCCACGCUCGUCAUGGGCGUGGCGAGCGACAUCCUCUUCCCGGCGUGGCAGCAGCGCGAGGUCGCCGAGGCGGUGCGCCUGGCGGGCAACCGCAACGUGACGCACAUGGAACUGAGCGAGGAGAUGAGCCUGUUUGGGCACGACACGUUUUUGCUGGACCUGGAGCACGUGGGCGGGAAUCUGCAAAUGUUUUUGAAUUGA